CGCUUCAUUCGCUGGGUAAGGAAAACAUGCAGCUUGUGUAGCAUAUGCUCUCAUUUAAUUAUUACUCACACAGAUCACAUCGAAACCUGUACUGCAGAACUACUGUAUUCGUCUUAAUCCCUUGGAGGUUUUGGAAGAAUAAACAAUUCUUUCUGGAGAACAGCCACCUACGGACACAGAUCUAAGAGGGGAAGCAAAAACGUUCAAAACGGACGGGGUAGCGGAGCACAGGGGUAAAAACCGGGGUAAUAUGAAAGACAGGGACUUAAUGCCCAAUAUGGAGAGGGGAAAACCUGCCACAUAUACUGGGGAUAAAAAGGCAAAGAUGGCUGCGAAGACCAACAAAAAAUGGGUGAGACUGGCCACUGUUUUUGCCUAUGUUUUGUCCGUGUCACUGGCUGCUAUUAUCCUCGCCAUUUAUUACAGCCUGAUUUGGAAGCCCGUUAGGUCUCAAGACACCACACCUCCAUCAACCAGCACUUUGUGGCCCGGUGGUUUGGAAGGGAAUGCCACCAACGAAGGGAAUGCCACCAACAUUUCCAGUACUAAUACAUCCCAGUCGAACCUAUCACUUGCUAAUGAAACGGUGUCGACUGGGGACAUGGGAAACACAGGAGCCGAGCAGAGGAACUUACAGCAAUGGGGGCUGAGCAGUCCUGAAAUAAUUUCAGACCAAAUGUUAACCCAAAGUGGGCAAAGUGGGCCACCUAGACACAAAGAAGUUGGCACAACACACAUGUAUAAAGGCACUGUGACUAAAGGACUGGCUGCCAAUUUAAAUACACAAGAACAUUUGAUGAUAACAGAGGUUUCCAACAUCAAACACAUAAGUGCACAGGAUACUGGAGAAACAGAGGUCUGGAAGCCUACACCGAGCCUACAAGACGCGUCAAAUGCCCAGGCUGCUCUGACCGAAGCUCCGCAAGGCCUGCGAAGUGCUACAGAAGCGGACGGCCACUAAAAAGCAAGGUUCUCCGGGGUUUCACAGAUCUGAACCGAUAAAUCAUGGUUGUAACAGUGAGGUUUUCCUCGUUAUUAGAGGAUCUAGCUUUGCAAGACUUAGUGGAUGUAUUAGAAACAGCUGCAGUGACUUCAUACUCUACACUGAGUGAAACCGUAUAGAAUAAAAAAAAAAAAAAAAAAAAAACAGUAUAACUUAAAUCCUUAAAUUCUUAUACUUCUGUAAACCCUUCCUUCUCUAUUACGUCUUAAAACCGUUUUUUGACAUCUAACUUUCUUUCCGAUUGACGGUUUGUUAGACGUUUCUUCACCCAGCAUCAAGGAUAAAGAGGAAUCGAUUACAGCUAUAUUACAUUUUAUAAUGUCUAAACAAACUUUGACAUUUUAGAAGUCGAAUGGGCCUGGCAAUUGCCAACACAUUCCGCUGAAAUGCUAUUUUCUUUCCCUAAAAUUAUGAGUAGAGACUUGCAUUUUGUUUGAAAUAAUUUUACAAAUUGACCAAGAUUCCGCAAGCUUAAGCGGAACACCUUAUAUUGAGUUAAGCUCAGGUAUGUGCAUAACUAAUUAUAGCCUAAUAAAUAUGUAAAUGUGAAAAUACUGUAUGUGGUGUUGCGUACAUAUUUAAGGCAUAAAUGCUCAGUACUGGAGUUCUUUUUUAGCCUAGAUACUUUGAUAACACUAUUUUCAGUUACUUUAAACUGAUAAUUGCACAAAUAUUUGUUUAUUGAAUGAAGAAAAUAUAAUUUAAAUGAUACAUUACAUACUAUGUUUCUCUGCCACAAAAUACAAAUAGUUGUUAAUUUAAACCGGUGAUAGAGGUGCCCGAAUCACUGUGUAUAGUUUGGUCAAACGGGAAUAAACAACUUUUUUUUUGUUUUUUUUUCUAAAUCGGAUUUUU
Molecule: messenger RNA, 1858 nt
Organism: Polyodon spathula (Mississippi paddlefish)
Lineage: Eukaryota; Metazoa; Chordata; Actinopteri; Acipenseriformes; Polyodontidae
Exons: 2
Coding region: 251-961 (236 amino acids)
Source: RefSeq, a predicted model, not a curated record